AUGAGUGCACCACCCACGCCGCUUCACCCCGGGCCGAAUCAAGAAGUCAGAGACUUGCCGCAUUCACAGUUGGCCGCUGAUGACCUAGAUCUCAAUCCUGGUCUAGAGGACGAUUUGGAUGAUGAUGAUAUAAGUAUUCACCCACCCAGUACGGUCAAGGAAGAAAACCAUAAUGGCGAUGACCAAGUUAAUGUGGAGGUUUCCCUGUGGACAUUGCCAUUUGAAGAUGCUAUUGGGGCUGAAAUUCUAAAAUUACAGAAGAAUGCCCAUCCCAGCGUCAGUAGUGGUCAGCAGAGCAAGCUUAUAGCAUAUUUGGACCAUGAACUCUUGCAAGUACAGAGAAAAUUCGUCAAAAACCAAGCUGAAACUAGGAAAGAGUACCACUUGCAGCAAUUGCUUCAAGAUGUGGCACAGAUACUUGAUGUUCUCUGGGUACUGAUCUCUCCUGAGUACAGCUUAUUUGGUCAAGAAGAAUAUUUCAUUAAAAUCCUUGGUGACUUGGAAGAUUGGAUUGAGUGGUACGCUUUUGAUACUGAUGGUGGCGAUAGAAAUAGAGAUCUAUUCCUCUUUGAGCUCUUCACUUUCUUUCAAAAGGUUGAUGUCAGAGUUUCCCUUCUUAUAGAUGGUGUAUCCAGUAAAGAUGGUCUGAAAUUUGAUAGAACUCAGCUUGUCCGUCUUUUUCCAAUAGCAAAUCGAUUGAGGCUUACUAUAGUAAGCAAGCUACGUCCAUUGCGGGACGAAUUGGCACGUCAAAGGGACCUAGCAAACAAGGCUGCGGAUAUUUCCCUCAACAUAAUAGAUGUUGAAGUUGGACGACUUUUCGAAGGUACUUUGGACAGAAGCUGA
Molecule: messenger RNA, 846 nt
Organism: Candidozyma haemuli
Lineage: Eukaryota; Fungi; Ascomycota; Pichiomycetes; Serinales; Metschnikowiaceae
Product: TFIIH complex subunit
Exons: 1
Coding region: 1-846 (281 amino acids)
Cellular component (GO): transcription factor TFIIH holo complex
Source: RefSeq, a predicted model, not a curated record